AUGGCCGACAGCGAGAGGGAAGAAGAGCAGUCGGACAGAGCAGCCUGGAGCCUCUCUCUGCAGCCAGCAGCAGCAAGGGUGAGGGCGAAGGGCGAGCAGGCGGGAGAGAGUGAGAAGCAGGACGGAGAUGCGUUGUACCGUCUACCGCGCUGUGAUAUGGGAGCGGCCACCAGGCCCAAGGUCGAGGGGACUUCAGCCAAACGCACCGCCAGCCAUGGUCUGACCAGUGACGUCGUCAAGGGCGCCUUUGGCUUUUGCUCUUUUUCUUACUGCCAGCCCAUCAUCCACCACCGAGCCAAUGGCGGACAGGCCAACUGCACUUACACUGGGCCGGGGAGGGGCCUCGCUGGCGGUGUACUUAGUUACUUUGUUGCGCCGGGGGUUGCUCUGCUUGGGCGACACAAGACAGGCGCCUGGUGGCACAUAAGCCUGCUGCAGAAGAACCUGCCGAGUUCUCGAAGUAUUCGGUACAUGUCGCCAGUUAGUUAUGCGACCUAGACACACUUAACUACGGCUAGGGAUCCAGACAGAACGGCCGGCCACUGACUUCGCCCUUCCGGCGAACUGCCUAGUCUAUCGUCUGAAGUGCUGCCCUCUCCAUACUACGGAGUGACUUGCAAGAUGGUUACUGGCAUCCGUAGGCGGACCACCCAGCAUCUUCUCCGGCAGUCUCACGAAGCUUUCUUCUUUUCUUUUUCACCUUGCAGCAGCAG
Trichophyton rubrum CBS 118892 is the source of this 713-nucleotide messenger RNA. RefSeq lists its product as uncharacterized. The record is from RefSeq and is a predicted model, not a curated record. Lineage: Eukaryota; Fungi; Ascomycota; Eurotiomycetes; Onygenales; Arthrodermataceae. Bases 1 to 498 code for a protein of 165 amino acids. The transcript has 2 exons.